GCGGAGCACGCUGGGACAGGGGAAGGGGCGGGGCGUAGUGAAGUGUGGUUGGAAGCAACGAGUCUCCUUCUUUCGCGCGCCUUUCGAGCGGCGGCGGACGGUGCCUACAAUGGCUGAACGGCCUGAAGACCUGAAUUUGCCCAAUGCUGUUAUAACCCGCAUCAUCAAGGAAGCGCUUCCAGAUGGAGUGAACAUUUCCAAAGAAGCCCGGAGUGCUAUCUCCCGUGCUGCCAGUGUGUUUGUGUUGUAUGCCACAUCGUGUGCCAAUAACUUUGCAAUGAAGGGAAAGAGGAAAACUCUGAAUGCUACAGAUGUCCUCUCAGCCAUGGAGGAAAUGGAGUUCCAGCGAUUUGUUGGCCCUCUGAAGGAGUCUUUGGAAGCUUACAGGCGUGAUCAGAAAGGCAAAAAAGGAGCUGUGGAGCUGAAAAAGAAAGACAAAGAUAAGAAGGAAGAUUCUGAGGAUACAGAUAAGAACCGUGAGGAUGAGAAUGAAGAUGAGGAUGAAAGAAUGGAAGAAGAGGAACAAAAUGAUGAAGAGGAAGUGGAUAACUGAGCAGCUCAGUGAGAGGCUGCUGAGGCCAGGCAUCCUUUCACGUGGAAGGAAGCGAUGCUGCCUCACAUUUUGCAGUAAGGUGCCCUGGUGGUCUGUAAGGCCUGUUGCCAUAUUGGGGUAACACCAACAAAAGUCUUAGACUUCAGCUGCUUGAGGCAAAACCUAUUUGGAACAAAGUGCCAGUGAUGAUGAAGAAAAGGCUGCCUCCCUCCAUGAUCUGGACAGCUUAUUAAUGUAAUAGACUGGGUGUUGAUAUAGGGAGUGGGAUGAAGCACAGAGGAAUCCCGCAAAACUGAGGGAAACAGACAUUAAAUAAGUCAGUUUUGCUAAUGAUGUCAGCUUUGGUGCAUCUCUGGCUGAUUGGGUUCAAAUGCGGGGUGUCGAAUGCUCAGGCUGUGGAAUAGGCGGGGCUUUUUCUCAGAGAGCAGCCCACCUUGGCUGUCUCACUCUGCUAUCUCUUCCCUCCAGCAGUGCCUUCUUUUUUUUGUCUGAGGAUGCUGUUUGGGUCCUCUCCUCUUAACCUUCAUGUUUUCUGUGUCCCCAUGGUGGCCAUCUUUCCCCACAGUUCUGGUUCUCCUGAUGCCUCUUCAUGACUCAGUUUUGGAGCUACUGUUUCUACCAUGAACUCUCUAAAGUGUGGUUUGUUAAACUGAAGCUUUUCUACUAAAGCAAUUAAAAGACAAAACUAA
Molecule: messenger RNA, 1242 nt
Organism: Eublepharis macularius
Lineage: Eukaryota; Metazoa; Chordata; Lepidosauria; Squamata; Eublepharidae
Gene: POLE3
Product: DNA polymerase epsilon 3, accessory subunit
Exons: 5
Coding region: 110-553 (147 amino acids)
Biological process (GO): DNA damage response; leading strand elongation; heterochromatin formation
Cellular component (GO): CHRAC; epsilon DNA polymerase complex
Molecular function (GO): chromatin DNA binding; protein heterodimerization activity
Source: RefSeq, a predicted model, not a curated record